Durio zibethinus is the source of this 3563-nucleotide messenger RNA. Its product is annotated as putative leucine-rich repeat receptor-like serine/threonine-protein kinase At3g14840. The record is from RefSeq and is a predicted model, not a curated record. Gene Ontology annotation, molecular function: protein kinase activity; ATP binding; protein binding. Gene Ontology annotation, biological process: protein phosphorylation. Lineage: Eukaryota; Viridiplantae; Streptophyta; Magnoliopsida; Malvales; Malvaceae.
CCAUCAUAGAAAAAUACCGAAUCAACGUUUUGUCCUCCCAAGUUUCCUCCAACAAUGGAACUUAGAAACAAUUUUCUACCACCCUUUGCCCAUCUUGUCUCAGUGUCCUAAUAUACACUUCAUUCUUAGAUGCAGAGAGAGAAAAACUUAAAAAGGUAACUGAGCAUAUAGGAGAAAAACAAAAAUGGAAACCUUUGGUCGCGUUUCAAUCAAUGUUUUCCAGCUUAUGAUUCUUACAUUGUUUCUCAUGUGCAUGACAACAAACAGUGUUGAAGCUCAAGAGCCGCCUCUUCCUCCAGAUUCUGAAAUGGAAGCUCUUCAUGAGAUAGCAGCAGAUCUUGGAAAGAAGGAUUGGAAUUUCAAUGAGAACCCUUGCAACAAUAAGUCAACCUGGUUUACACCAUCACCGCCGCUAAAUGUGGAACUGGCAGUAAAUAACAGUACUGUCACCUGCAAUUGCUCCUUCCCCAAUGGUGAAUGUCAUAUUGAUGGCAUCUAUCUUAGAGGGCAGGAUCUUAACGGUGUUCUUCCACGCUCACUCUCAAAACUAUCGUACCUUAAAACAAUUGAUCUGCAUCGAAACUAUAUUAAUGGUACAAUACCCCGUGAAUGGGCUGCUAUGGAGUUGGAAUUUGUGUCUCUUUCUAUGAACCACUUAUCGGGGUUGAUUCCAGGCUAUUUGGGAAACAUUACCACCCUUGUCUAUUUGAGCCUUGAGAACAACGUAUUUUCUGGAACUAUUCCUCCUGAGCUGGGGAAAUUGGUUAACCUGGAAAAUCUCAUUCUUAGUGCUAACUAUCUCACUGGAGAGUUUCCCUCAGCACUUUCUAAUCUGUCCAAACUAACAGAACUUAGGAUUAGCAGUAAUAACUUCACUGGAAAGAUACCCAACAAUUUUCAAAGUUGGAAGCAACUUGAGAAAUUAGAGAUUCAAGCUAGUGGUUUUGAAGGGCCAAUCCCUCCCAACUUAGCUGUCUUGAAUAAUUUGACAGAACUAAGGAUCAGUGACUUACAUGGAGAGAGUUCAAAGUUUCCAAAUUUACGAAACAUGACAAACUUGCGCAGAUUAAUGCUACGGAGCUGCAAUAUAUCUGGACCAAUCCCAGAAUAUAUAUGGGAAUUGUCACGACUACAGAUUUUGUACUCUUCUUGUUUCAUCUCAAUUUUCAUUCUUUACGUAGAUCUCAGCUUCAACAAAUUGGAAGGCAAAAUUUCAGGUUCUAACAGCCUUACAACUACAGAAUACAUGUACCUGACAAGUAAUUUGCUCACCGGCCCCAUUCCAGACUGGCUGAAUACCAGAGAUGGCCGCUAUCAGAUAGAUCUAUCUUACAAUAAUUUCUCUGAAAGCUUUGAGCCCGAUCCUUGUCGUGAAAAUCUAAAUUUGUUCAAAAGCUCUUCAGGAGGGAAACACUUAGGACUUGAUAACUGCCUGAAGAACUUCCCUUGUUCGAGAGAUCGGUAUUCAGUGCAUAUAAAUUGUGGUGGAGGUGCGACCGCCAUUGGGGACAUCAAUUAUGAAGGGGAUGAAGACUCAGGUGGUCCGGCCAAAUAUUUUCCAAUCAAGGAGACUUGGGAAACUAGUAGCACUGGGCAUUUCUGGGAUACCUCCGGAACGGCAAAGGCCUAUAUAGCACAAAAUGUUUCCAUGCUGAGAACAAACAACUCUGGAUUGUACACAAAAGCGCGCCUCUCUCCUCUUUCUCUCACUUAUUAUUUUCGUUGCUUAGCAAACGGAAAUUAUACAGUCACACUUCACUUUGCAGAGAUAGUUAUCAGACAAAAUAGUUCCUUUCAAAGUCUUGGAAGACGAAUAUUUGAUGUUUAUGUUCAGGAGAAACUUGAAUUGGAGGAUUUCAAUAUUGCAAAUGUGGCCAAAGGUGUUGAUCAGGAAGUUAUAAAGAGAUUUAAAACCGUUGUUAGGGACAAAACUUUGACAAUACGCUUCCACUGGGCUGGGAAGGGGACAACUGCUACUCCGAAAAGAGGAACCUAUGGUCCACUGAUUUCAGCUAUCUCAGUAGAGUCUGAUUUUAAGCCUCCAGAUCCAAAUGGUUGGAAGAGGAAGAUGAAGUUUGUGGUUGCAGCUGCAGUUUCUGUUCUAUGCCUCAUUUUAGUAAUAUUAGGCAUUUUAUGGUGGAAAGGCUAUUUUGGUGACAAGAUCUCAAGAGAACAAGUCCUGAGGGGAUUAGAUCUGCAGACUGGCUUUUUUACCUUUAGACAAAUGAAAGCUGCUACUAACAAUUUUGACAUUGAAAAUAAAAUCGGAGAGGGUGGUUUUGGAUCUGUCUAUAAGGGUGUACUACUAGACGGUACUAUAAUUGCAGUUAAACAACUUUCUUCAAAAUCAAGGCAAGGAGACCGUGAAUUUCUGAAUGAACUAGCCAUGAUUGCUGGAUUACAACACCCAAAUCUUGUGAGGUUGUAUGGAUGUUGCGUUGAGGGGAACCAGUUAUUGUUGGUGUAUGAAUACUUGGAAAAUAAUAGCCUUGCACGCGCUUUAUUUGGUCCCAAGGAAAGCCAGUUGAAAUUGGACUGGCCUACCAGGCAGAAAAUUUGUCUUGGCAUAGCAAAAGGUUUGGCUUUCCUACAUGAGGAAUCAAGUUUAAAAAUUGUUCAUAGAGACAUCAAAACUACCAAUGUGCUGCUGGAUGGGGAUCUCAAUGCUAAAAUCUCUGACUUUGGUUUGGCCAAGUUUGACGAGGAGGAAAACACCCAUAUAAGCACCAGAGUUGCUGGAACAAUAGGAUACAUGGCACCAGAAUAUGCAUUAUGGGGCUACCUGACCUAUAAGGCAGAUGUUUACAGUUUUGGGAUUGUUGCAUUGGAAAUUGUUGCUGGAAAGAACAAUACAAGAUAUAGACCAGAAGAGGAUUACGUAUGCCUCCAGGAUUGGGCUCUUGUUUUACAACAAAAGGGAAAUCUAAUGGAGUUGGUAGAUCCAACGUUGGGGAGCGAGUUCAACAGGGAAGAGGCACUUAGAAUGACAAAAGUAGCUUUAUUGUGCACUAAUCCAUCACCGGCACUUAGACCUAUCAUGUCUGAGGUGGUAAAAAUGCUUCAAGGUCGAUCACUUGUUCCUGAGUUAAUCAUGGAUCCAAGUAUCUUUGGUGAUGAGUCAAGGUUCGGAGCCCUAAGAGACCAAAUCAACCAGAUGCAACCUCGGAAGCCUAGUGAAACUAGUACCUUCACUCCGUCAUCAGAUUCAGCGGUAUUGCCUGGCUCUUCCUCAAUGUCUGUCUAGGAUUAUAUCAAAUGAAUGUUGGUUCUUAGUAGCGUAAAGAUGGUAUUUAUAUAUGGAUUAUUAUUUCAUAGACGAUCGGGAGAGGAUUUAUAGUUUCAGUAACAGUAUCCUCCUUUACAUUGUGACAAUUGAGAAGGUGCCUAAUAGCACUGUCUGGCGAUGCUUGAUCCAGGGGGCACCUAAAAGUUAAAGCUUAUGAUUUAGAAUAAUUUAUGCAUAUAUAUAGUUUUGACUAUAAAUCCUAUGCAGAUUUGCAAUCGAGAUCAGUGUAUCCAUAAUUAUAAAAACAUUGAAAAGAAUCUUAUUUACAAAAUUAACU